Messenger RNA from Botrytis fragariae, 3561 nucleotides. RefSeq names its product putative tyrosine phosphatase protein. Gene Ontology annotation, molecular function: protein heterodimerization activity; phosphoprotein phosphatase activity; structural constituent of ribosome. The record is from RefSeq and is a predicted model, not a curated record. The transcript is spliced from 10 exons. NCBI's taxonomy places the organism in Eukaryota, Fungi, Ascomycota, Leotiomycetes, Helotiales, Sclerotiniaceae. Gene Ontology annotation, biological process: mitochondrial translation; dephosphorylation. Bases 1 to 3561 code for a protein of 1186 amino acids. Gene Ontology annotation, cellular component: mitochondrial small ribosomal subunit.
AUGACUUCAACUCUUCACGAAAAGGCGCUUGAGCCUCCGUUCAUAACCGUCGAAGGGAUUCCCAACUUUCGGGAUCUAGGUGGAUAUCCACUCGCAUCGGGACCAACUUCGCAUUCCGUAAGACAGGGCGUUGUCUAUCGCUGUGGUGAGCCUCAAAGAGUCACGAAGAAGGGAAUUGCUACUAUGCAGCAGUUAGGAAUUACUCAUAUCUAUGAUUUGAGGUCUCAAGAUGAGCUUAUUAAAGGUGCGGCCGCUGGUAGGGGUGGAGUGGUAGAGUGGGAGGGCUGUCAGCGAGUCUUCGCACCAGUAUUCCCGGCGGAGGACUAUAGCCCGGAAAAAAUUGCCAUCCGAUUUAAGGAUUAUGCCUCAAAGGAUACCGAGGGUUUCACUCGGGCAUAUACCGAUAUCUUGAACAAUGCUCCAAACUCAUACAGAACUAUUCUUCUCCACCUUGCAAAUGAACCUUCCAAACCAUUGAUCGUUCAUUGUACAGCCGGUAAAGAUAGAACUGGUGUUCUUUGCGCAUUGAUCUUGUCUCUCUGCGGAGUUGACGACGAGGUUGUCGCACGCGAAUAUAGUUUGACAACAUUUGGACUUCCGCAAGAGUGGAAAGCAGGAAUCAUCAAGCAUUUAAUGGCACACCCAGCCAUAAAAGACGACCAUGAAGGAGCAGAAAAUUUGAUUAGCUCCAAAGCUGAGAACAUGCUCGCUACUCUUAAGAUGCUCCGAGAGAACUUUGGUGGGGCUGAAUCAUACGUAAUAGAGAAAUGUGGUCUUACAAUUGAUGAGGUGGGAAGGAUUCUACCUUCACGAUCCUUCUCAUUGACCCCUCCACAAAAUGCACGAAGAGCUACCAGAGCAAGGCGAUCGCUUUUCAGAUGGCUUGGCACACAAGGAGAGAACUUUAGAAAUCCAUUAGACAACUCAACAAAUUACAUGGGUGCCUACAAUACCGAUGGUAAAUUAAAAAGAGUCGUGGAAGCAGCGGCGGAUGCGCGAAAAGAUGGUGGUCCAAAGCCCGACAGUCAAAAUGAGCCUGAUGCAAAUGGCAACAAGGAAUUGCCGCCACAGACCGCGAGAGAUAUGAUACCAUUCCCGGGCAAUCGAAAGUUCAUAAGUCAAUCGGUGUUGAGCGAAGAACUACGGGAGCUCAUUUGGACAAAAAUUAUGCAGGAUGCUAAGUCGGUGAGAGAAGUGAGUGCCGAGCUUGGAGUCGAAAUGAGCCGCGUGGGAGCAGUCGUACGUUUGAAGGAGAUAGAGAAAGAAUGGGAACGAGCGGGAAAACCUCUUGCGAGACCAUACGCCAACGCUGUCAUGUCAAUGGUCCCUGUGACGCAACUCAAUACAGGGACUAGUAGAACCACACACGAAUCGAUUAACGACUUACCUAUUCAUGUAGCAACCGGACAACAAAUCUUCCACCCCACUUCAGAAUCAAGACAUUUUACCCGAGAGGAUGCUGCGAAGAUUUUCGACGAGAGACUUCUCCCCGCAGAUCAAAGAAUACCACACCCCGAAUUGAUUGAGAUGCACAAAGAUUUCAAAGCUGGAUUGUCUCGAGAUGAACGAACUGCGCGACAAGAUGCGCGAGAUGAAGCCGAAGAACAAGUGAGGCAACGUAGAGCUGAUCGCAAAGCGGCGGAAGAAGCCAAGAUAAUGAAAGUCAACACACCUAGGUGGGAGUUCAGAAUCAAGGAAAUCAAUGUUGACGACAUUGGUAAAGAUGGUAGAGGAGCACAUGGAACAGGUUGGAGGUAUGGAAGACCUUUGAUGGAUAGAAAGAGGGGACAGUGCGAUUUUGAGUUGCCAUUUUGCGUCGCGGGUAACGAUGAUCUAUCACUUCCUAAAGGCUUAACUUGUGUUCCAUUCCCAUCUUCAUAUCAUAGGCCACAUCAUUUGCAUAAGAAAUACCCGUUGUGGGCGGAGGCUAUAGCCAUUCCUCGACGAAUAUCAAGUCUAGCCUUCGAGUCAUCAUUGAAGAACAUGGAGAAAGUGUGUUUGACUUCGGGUUAUCUUUCAGCUUCACCCGAGGCUUGGGAUCCAUCAAGAUCCUCGUCUAGACUUGAUCUCAGUGGCAAGCGUCUCGAGUAUGUGCAGAAAGUACUGGAAGAUAUCCGAACUUGGCAUAAAGAGGUUUCCAUGUCAAUUUCGAGAUCACGUUCUGCAACUCACCAAAGUUGCCACCAGAACAAUUUUGACAUAGUCCCGCGACAAUUUCAUAAACAACAGACCCAUCAUAUUAUUAGCGCAUUUAUGGAUCCUCUACAGCAAAACACCUCGUGGACUCAUGUCUCCAACGGGGACUAUACAACUUCUCGAAGGUAUACUUCUAGGUCACUUUGUCCUGAGUCUAAUCGUUCUACUCUCUGGAAAAUCGAUCCUAUUCCCUCCAGUAUCUACAAAUCAAAGCGGAUGCAAACUACUGGGAUCAAAAGAAUUCCCAGGCCAGUCCCUAGUCCGAGAACAUCGAGCCUUGGUGCUACCAUGUUCCCAAGACGGAGGAAUGCCAUCCGGGGUCGAAUUCUUCCAAAGCCAGUUUCUAUUGUCCAUCCAACCAUGAAACAGCAUUCAUGUCAAUCACAAGCGACAGAGGAUGGCCUCUUCAGCCCAGACCUUGAUCGUUGCUUUGGUUCCUAUUGGGAUGGUGAAAGUUCUUUGACCGAUACUCAAGUUAAUGGAAUAAUCGAUGACACCGAUUCUUCUCCGACAGUCUUUGCACAGGCAGAACUUAUCUUCCACGCACGAGACCAGUCAAAUAAAGCUAUAGGCGGCCAAGAUCACAAGGACGGAAUUCCUCAUAGCAGUACUGUCGUUAGGCUUUCCGCAAGACGCUCAAGUCUGCAAGCUAGCGAGUCCAUCUUUAAAACGCCUUCUUUACAAGAAAACGAAGAAGAGAAGGCUAGACGGCACAUUGCAUUUGUACAUUCGGCGUUGCGAAAUUUAGUACCGUUUGAGAUCUCGGAUUACCUCUACAGAGUUUCGCAAUCGUCGGAAACUUGUAAUGAUUCUAGAGAGUCUUUUUUAAACAGCUUUUCGGACAUGGCACCGCCAUAUAUUAGGUCUAAUCCAGCUUUCCAGUCUUCUAAGGCGCUUGAACAAGAUGGGGACUCUACACCUGGGUUUGGUUUCUCGUUCAAAAGAACCUCAAAUGAACAAUCUCCUCUGCAACCUCCGGAUACAAUCGAUAACCCGGCAACUGUUCAAAAGAUAGUAACCGAAAUUCUUCCUGCCAGUUCAGGUCUAGCCUUUGGCAAAGACGCCCGCGACCUUCUAAUUGAAUGCUGUGUCGAAUUCAUCACGCUCAUCUCGUCCGAAGCAAAUGAAAUUUCCGAAAAGGAAAGCAAGAAAACUAUCGCGUGUGAACAUAUUACCAAAGCCUUGGAACAACUAGGCUUUAGCGAGUAUGUCAAGGAUAUUGUGGAUGUAGCAAGUGAGCACAAGGAACAAUUGAAGGGAAGAGAAAAGAAAGCAAAUAAACUCGAACAAUCGGGUCUUACAGCAGAACAAUUAUUGGCAAUGCAGGAAGAAGCAUUUAGAGAUGCGGCGCAACGUCAUGGUUGA